UCCUACAAAAAAGGUUUAUUUGAUCACCCCGUCUAACUCGAAUGCACAGUCAACCUUUGUUUGAAAUAUUUCAAAACAAAAUGAAGGAUUUGGGAAUCGAGAUUGAUGUAAAGGAGCCCAGAGAAGCUAAAAACCUCGACCAUGAUCUUUUGUUGAUAAUAGUUUGCAUUGCUACAUCCCGCAUUGAAUCUGACAUAAAUAGUUGCUGUGAUGAAGACUUAAGAGCCGUUCGCAACAGAACAAUAUUGAUAGUUUUGCAUGUUGUUAGAGAAGGGAAAGAGCCAAGAAUACCUACAGAGGCGAAAAUAAAGAGCGACAGCAUUUUUAAAAAAUCUCCAAAGUCUAAGAUUAUUGACAUUGCUUUUGAUACCAAAACUGGAAUGUAUGAUUGUAUAAUGAACAACACUGCGGAAGACUUUUUUCGUCAUCUUGAUGAAAAUAUGACUCCCCUAACAAGCUAAAAAGAUUUGACUUUUUUUUCAGUUGGAUAUUUUCCCCUUUUUUCUCUCUCUUUUUCUUACGUUUUUUUUUUGUUCUAAGCUUUAACAUUAGUAUUUAAUAUAUACAGAAUAACAAUGCACAAAAUAAAAGGUUUCUUAAUAGAAGAACAUGCAAAUGUAUGAUUGUGCGUUAUUUGCAUUUCUGUAAAAGAGGCAACUGUUUUGUUGUGAUAACAAAUCAAUUGAUCAAACAUGAUAUCUAGAUAGUUUAAGGUUAUAAAAUGCGAUUUAAUAGGAAAUAAGAGUUAUUGAUAUAAAUUCUAUGCUAGUUAUUAAAUUGUUGUUUUCUCUAUUGUUGUCGAAGUUGCCCCCAUUGUUCUUAUUUUUCUCUUUUCCUUUUGUUUCCCAUGCUGUACAUCGAUAUUAAUGCCUUUAAACACGUUUGUAUUGUUAAGGAUUUUGCAAACGGACGCUUUGUAUAAGUGUAUUUAUACCAUAAGUACCUAUAUUAUCAAUUUAUUGUUUAACACUUGUUACGUUUAACAUUUUCAUUCUUCUAAUAAGAUACCAAAAUAAUAUUAAUUCAAUCAGUAAUAAAGAAACAAGCGUAAGAUGAAUAGAUGG
Messenger RNA from Ruditapes philippinarum (Manila clam), 1064 nucleotides. RefSeq lists its product as uncharacterized. Lineage: Eukaryota; Metazoa; Mollusca; Bivalvia; Venerida; Veneridae. The record is from RefSeq and is a predicted model, not a curated record. The transcript is spliced from 2 exons. The coding region runs from base 42 to 461 and encodes 139 amino acids.